AUGCGGCUAGCGAAUGGAGAUAUUUUGAAUUCGCCGGAACAGGUUCAUCAAGGUGUUUUAAAUUAUUUUCAAGAUUAUCUUACUAAUCCUUCUAUUGUUGAAAAGGUGGAUCUUGCAUCUCUAAUACAAUGCUCUAUUUCUGCGGAAAAUAAUUUGGCUCUUGCUAUAGCCUCGUCUAAGACCGAGAUUUUGGCUGCAUUGAAAUCCAUCCCAAAAGAAAGCUCAUCUGGACCUGAUGGUUUUGGCUCGGGUUUCUAUCUAAGCUGUUGGGAUUUGAUCAAAGAGGAUGUCAUUGAGGUAGCCAAGGAUUUCUUUUCGGGUUCUACUUUACCGAGAUUUUAUACGGCAUCGUAUCUGGUGUUGAUUCUGAAGGUGGAGGAUCCCAAGAGUUUUGACAAGUUCCUGCCUAUCAGCCUUUGUUCUGUCGCUUACAAAAUUUUUUCAAAGGAAAUGGUUCAUUCUCUGAAUAAGAAAACAAAAUGCGGCAACAUUAUAGUGAAGAUUGAUAUGGCCAAAGCCUAUGAUCACGUUUGUAAUCUUGUAAAGGAAUGUGUUCAGUCCCAUUGGUUCUCUAUUAUGAUGAAUGGGACAUUCAAGGGUUUCUUCCAACCUCUCGGGAUCUUAGACAAGGUGAUCCACUUGGGUGCGCCUCUAGUCUCACAUUUACUUUAUGCUGAUGAUCUUCUAGUUUUUGUGAAUGGUGGCAAACGCUCGGUUCUAAAGCUUAUGAAAACAUUGGAAGUUUAUGAAAAGUGGUCAGGGCAGUUAAUCAACAAGGAAAAAUCGGCCUUCUUUUUCUCAAAUUCCAUUACUUUGGCACGGCGUCGUAAUCUCAUGAGAUCAACGGGUUUCGUGGAAGGCAAGUUCCCGGUCACCUACUUGGGUGUCCCUCUGGUGUCAGGACGUCUUACAUCUAGAGACUUGAAACCCCUCAUUGAGAAGAUUCGGAGAAAAAUAGCUGGAUGGAAAUUAAAUUUACUUUCGCAAGGAGGUAGGCUUACACUCAUGAAACAUGUUUUAGCAUGUAUAACAACUCACCUGUUAGCAGUCUUAAAUGUGCCUUUGAAGGUUUUCAAAAAACUCAACUUUUUACUUUCUACAUUUUUUUUGGGAGAAUUGAAUGGGAGACCAAGGAUGAAAUGGUGUUCUUGGGAUAGGAUAUGCAAGCCAUACAAGGAAGGAGGAUUUGGCAUGAGAAAUUUCGAUGAAGUUCAGCGGUCCCUACAAAUGAAGAUCGCUUGGAGAUUGUUAAUUGUUGAUAACCUUUGGACCAAGUUCUUCCGUGUAAAAUAUGUGAAACAUGGCCACAUUUUCAUGGCUAAGACUAGAAGGAAUGCUUCCCGAUUCUGGAAGUCUAUUAUGAAUGUGUUUCCUGAGGUGACAAAGAAUGUUAUAGUAAAGGUGAGAGAGGGCAGGUCUUCCUUUUGGUUUGAUCGGUGGCUGGCAAGUGGGCCUUUAUGUGCCAGUAGGGAUUUUGGGCAUUCUGAGAUUAGAAUUAAAGAUGUAUGGGUUGAUGGUUCCUGGGAUGAGAAUUAUUUGUUAAAGCUGGUUGGAUUAGAGAAAACAGAGGAGAUCAUGAACGGUAUUGUGGCUGGUAAGGUGGGCAGUGAUAUUACCAUUUGGAAAUCAGAAGUUAAGGGAGAGUUUACGUCGGCAUCAGCUUGGGAUCUUAUCCGUGUAAAAGGAACUAAAUAUCUGGGCAUGGAUUGGAUUUAG
Messenger RNA from Juglans microcarpa x Juglans regia, 1716 nucleotides. RefSeq lists its product as uncharacterized. The coding region runs from base 1 to 1716 and encodes 571 amino acids. NCBI's taxonomy places the organism in Eukaryota, Viridiplantae, Streptophyta, Magnoliopsida, Fagales, Juglandaceae. The transcript has 4 exons. The record is from RefSeq and is a predicted model, not a curated record.